AUGGAAAAAACUUACUCAACUGACCUUGAGCGAAACGGCCAAGUUUUGUACGGACGAAACAGUUCUAGCAGCAACUCCUUUAAUGAGAAAAAAAAUGUCUACACAUACACAAAUCCAGUUUCAAACUUAGAAAGCGGUGCUGUUGACGGCAGCGUUGUUGAAACGACAGAAAAUCCACAAGGCCGUCUUCAACGUGAUCUCAAAGCCCGCCAUAUCACUAUGAUUGCAAUUGGUGGCGCCCUUGGCACAGGUCUUGUCAUUGGUUCUGGUUCUGCUUUGGCCCAGGCUGGUCCUGCUUCCUUGCUGAUUGCCUAUCUUAUUGUUGGUUUCAUUGUAUAUCUGGUUAUGUGUGCUUUAGGUGAAAUGGCUACUUGGAUCCCUCUUUCUGAAGGCUUUCCCGGCUAUGCUUCUCGUUUCUGUGACCCUUGCCUUGGUUUUGCCGUUGGUUGGGUUUAUUACAUGAAAUACAUUAUUGUCACACCAAACCAACUAGUAGCUGGUGCACUUGUUAUACAGUACUGGUUACCACGAGAAAAAGUUAACCCAGGGGUUUGGAUUACUAUUUUCCUUGUUGUCAUUAUCUUUUUAAAUCUUUUUGGUGUUAAGAUUUUUGGUGAGCUUGAAUUUUGGCUUUCUUGUCUAAAAGUCAUUACAAUGCUUGGUCUUAUUAUGGUUACUCUUAUUAUUGCUCUUGGUGGUGGCCCUGAUCACGACAGACGUGGUUUUAGAUAUUGGAAGGAUCCGGGUGCUUUUAAACCUUACAGCAAGGGAACACAUUCAAUUGAAGGAUCAGAGGGAAAGUUUGUUGCAUGGGCAUCCGUUUUGGUUACUGCAGUUUUUGCCUUCUUGGGCACUGAGUUAGUCGGUGUUACUGUCGGUGAGGCUGAAAACCCUCGCAGAAACAUUCCCAGAGCCAUCAAGCUCACAUUCUUCCGCAUUCUAUUAUUUUACAUUGUUGCCAUAUUCUUUCUUGGAAUGUGUGUUCCUUACAAUGAUACUAAACUUGCCUUUGCCAACAAAGCUAGUACCAGUGCUGCCGCUUCCCCAUUCGUUGUUGCCAUUACUAAUGCAGGAAUUCCUAAGCUGAAUCAAAUCAUCAAUGCUUGUAUUUUGAUUUUUAUUUUUUCUAGUUCCAAUUCAGACUUGUAUAUUGCUACAAGAACCCUCUAUGGCAUGGCUAAGAACGGCAAGGCUCCUAAGAUUUUCUUAAGAAUUAAUAGAUGGGGUAUUCCUUAUGUGGCACUGGGCUGCUCGGCCAUGUUUUGCUGCUUGGCAUAUUUGUGCACGGCUCAAAGUUCUGCCAAGGUUUUCAACUACUUUGUCAACGUUGUUUCUAUCAUGGGCCUUCUUACUUGGAUUUGCAUCUUGAUUACUCAUAUAUGUUUUGUCAGGGGUAGAAAAGCUCAAGGUAUUCCUAAAAGUGAGAUUGUUUACAAGGCUCCAUUUGGCGAAAUUGGCAGUUGGAUUGCUCUCGUUUUCUGCAUUAUCAUUGCUCUUAUUAAGAACUUUACUGCAUUUGUUUUUUCCUUUGACAAAACGUCAUUCAUUACCGGUUACAUUGGCAUCCCUAUUUUCUUGAUUUUGGUUUUGGGUUAUAAGUUUAUCAUGAAGUCUAAAUUUGUUAAGCCCACAGAAAUCGAUUUCUACCCGCCAUUGAGGCACGAGAUUGACUGUGAAGAGCAGGAGUUUUUGGAGAGACAGUUAAAAGAAAACAUUGAAAAUCCACCGUCUUUUGCAAAGAAAAUUUACAACCAUUCCAUUGGCUAUUUGUUUUAA
Messenger RNA from Magnusiomyces paraingens, 1776 nucleotides. RefSeq lists its product as uncharacterized. The record is from RefSeq and is a predicted model, not a curated record. Bases 1 to 1776 code for a protein of 591 amino acids. Lineage: Eukaryota; Fungi; Ascomycota; Dipodascomycetes; Dipodascales; Dipodascaceae. Gene Ontology annotation, cellular component: membrane. Gene Ontology annotation, molecular function: amino acid transmembrane transporter activity. The transcript has a single exon. Gene Ontology annotation, biological process: amino acid transmembrane transport.